ACAUAUGGGCUCCAAUCCUUGCACUCCACUUUCCACCGCCCAAGCAUAGCAGAGCCUGGAGCCCUGGCGGAAGAAACCACUCAGCAUCAUCGCCCGCGUCGGCGGACAAGGACACCAUGGCAGCAAACUUCGCCCCGUACCAGGACAUUCCCGAAUCGUCACGAGCUCUGUCCCCUCCACCACUCCGCUCGCCUCGAGCAUCCGUCGACCGCUCCCGUACCAUUGCCUCGCCGCCUACACGCUCCUCGUAUGACCACCAGGACUAUUUCCAAGGCCAACCUCCCACAUCUCCGCUUGCCGAACCCCAAACAGAGCGCAUAGCAUGGGACCAGCCCUCGCGCAACACGGCCUUUGGCCGUUCGCGCCAAGACAUUGACAUGUUCACCACAUCGCUGGGCUGGCGCCUCGAUUACGAGGCUUGUCUGGCAUAUCUGCUACUGCCCCCAGCCGGAGGCGUUUUACUAUUGAUGUUCGAGCACCAAAGCGACUACGUGCGCUUCCAUGCAUGGCAGAGUAGUCUGCUCUUUGCCUUCAUCUUUGUUCUGCACGUCAUAUUCAGCUGGUCGAGCUUGAUUUCCUGGCUCAUGUUGCUGGGCGACUUGGCACUCAUAGCCUGGCUGACAUGGAGGGCCUAUCUCGAUGCUGCGACGCUCCAUCGAUGCGAAUUGCCCUUUUUCGGGCCGCUAGCGAGCUCCAUUCUUGACGACGAAUAAAAGAGUCAUGUAGGGAUGGGCGCAUUUCAUGCUGAUAUGAUUUGGGUUUUGCAAUACAGCACGGUGUUGGCGGAGUAU
Messenger RNA from Bipolaris maydis ATCC 48331, 791 nucleotides. RefSeq lists its product as uncharacterized. The record is from RefSeq and is a predicted model, not a curated record. NCBI's taxonomy places the organism in Eukaryota, Fungi, Ascomycota, Dothideomycetes, Pleosporales, Pleosporaceae.